Molecule: messenger RNA, 6328 nt
Organism: Dalotia coriaria
Lineage: Eukaryota; Metazoa; Arthropoda; Insecta; Coleoptera; Staphylinidae
Exons: 7
Coding region: 2959-4992 (677 amino acids)
Source: RefSeq, a predicted model, not a curated record
UGAUUCUCACUUUCAACCACAAAUGUAUAAGUAAAAUGUCUUCGGCAUUGGAUCAUGCUAUUGUAUAGGUUCCCAGAAGGCCAUUUCAUUACUAAACGUUGCACAGUUUUAUUAUGUCAGCUUCAAGUCCAAGGCUAGACAUGAGCUAACACAUUAGGGGUUGACAGUACAUCUGCCGUUAAGAAAGCCAAGCUUAACGUUAUUGGAAACACACGUAAAAAAAUGUUAGCGAGCAUACGUUUCACAAUAUCGCAGUGAUAAAAAAAUCCGGUUAUAAGUUCCAACAAGUAAUCCUAGCAAAUAGUUUGAGUGUGAGACGUUACGAAAUGAAUUCAAUGAGAUUUCAAAUUAAAAAAUAAAACAUUCGGAAAAUGAAGGCGCCAGAAAGAUCCAGCCUGCGUAUCGCCAAGAAGAGUGUCAAGGAAAAUUACGCCGACUUACUCUCGCCGCGAAUAAAAAAGUGCAAGCCGGAAGAUAAGAAACGCAAACGUGCACGUUUGUCACGCCAGAUUAAGUACCUGCGUCUUUUGGAGCUUAAUUAUUUGACCAACACUCGCAAAGGAACGAGCAGUGCCUAUGAGAAGGAUUUCGUUCUUAUUGAGGAGGUAGAUGAUGAGAAUACGUGUAGGAGAUCAGAGUACAAUGCAAGGUGAGUGAGUUGAUUGUGUCCUCUACCAGGCAAGAAAAUGUUUCCUCCGGUUGGGUCGAAAGAUAAGAUAAGGCUUUUAGGUAUUCCCAGUGGUAGUGUUAAUGUUUAUUCAAUUUUAUUGCACGUUUGCGAUGGUACAAUUUCCUUUGGAUGUUAACCAACACGAACAUUUCAUAUGGUUUCGGUUUAUUGCAAAACACCAAAGUCAAACCCAACCUAACCUCUAUUAAUGCAUUCGCGAAGUGCUGAUAACAUACUCGUGUAUGUGCUUUAUAUAUACAAAUUUUGAGAUUACAAAUUGUGCAUUGUGCAUACAGCUGCUAGUACGCGGAAUGCAUGUUUGUUCAAACGUCCUUGAGCUACUUUAUGCGGGUGUACAUCGUUGAUUCGUCAACUCCAGCAUCAUCUCCAACUUCUUCUAUCUUAGUUUUCUGAUAGGUUCAUGGCAUAAAAAGUUGAAAACUAAAGCUGUAUUAAACAAUACGUUUAUCUUUAACCAAUUGUGGUACCUGUUUGAUUAAAUGUCUCAAACACAAAUUGUAAAAUUGAUUCUAUUAGCUAUCCAUCCUGACGACAGUAUUUGUUGAAAAUUAAAUUUAGUUUUAAGUGAACUUCUCGUUUGUGUAUGGUAUCAGUAACGAGUUCAGAGAUUGCGCACCGGGCUGGCGCACUCGACGCGUGUUUUAACGAGCGCGGCAAACACGGUUUGUCAGCAACGCCCUUGAGCUACUUUACCUGAGCGCCCAUGUGGUCGCACCGUGUGCCUUUGCACCACGGCGCGUACCUUUGCUGACGAUGACCACGGCGACAACGGCGCGUGAAGUUUCACGUUCAAUUGUUCGUCGUGGAGACUUGGACAAACCAUCGGUUUUUACCGAUACCACAUAGAGGUUCAAGGCCGAAAGCUCUACGCUGACGCCGGACGGAGUGAACAAACAACGCACCAAAGAUCCUUGACAUGUUGAGACAUAUCUCGACUUCGACAAUUGCAUGUAACCAAAUUGUUGCGCUUGCAACGCGCGAAAGAAUCACGCUCGCCGGAGAUGAAACACGAGGUGAGAGAAAAUGAUGCAAUUGAGACCUGCAAGUGCCCUCGAUCACAAAUUGCUUGAUAAAGAGUAUAAAUUUCUACGGCAAAUAUUGAAUUUUAAAAGUGGAACAUGUUGAAGCGUUUGUUAAGAUGUUACCAGACGUCUCGGCAAUAUACUGAGAAUUUAUAGUUUUAUUAUAAUAGGUUCAACGGUUACCCGAGUGUAUGCCAUUUUGGUAAUAAUGGCAUUGUUUGCAAACCUAGCUGGAUGUUGAUUGUCUUAAGUGUAGAUGAGUCAUGAACUUGGGAAAAUCAAUAAAAUGCACAGAUGCAAGGGUGCUGGCGACCCUCCGAGAACAAACGCUUCCUCCCAAUAGUAUUGCACCACAGCCAUAAUAAUAUUUACAAAUAUAGUCUGCCUGUUUUUCGAAAACAGAUUUCUAUUUUAAAAAUGUUAUUAUAUUCGGCAAAAUCGCUAUCCUCUAGUUUCGGAUCUGGAAGGUCAACACCCCGGUUAUAAACCGCAUGAAAUGGGGUGGAUAGAUGGCGAUUAGCACUGAAUCCGGUUGCGAAAUUUUCUGAUUGUCCCCAUCUUUUGUCGCGCCAAUUGAUUGAUGCUCGCCGACUCCACCAAGCUUCUUAGAAGUAUACACGCCGCGUGGGCCGAAUGCCUCGUAGGCCAGGAUGUCGGACAUACCGGCAAAAUCAAUGGGGUAACAGAGGGGGCGGACGUCGGCAGACGUCGGCGAAUCGUGACGUCAUCGGUGCUCAAAUGGUGGGGUGCGACAAUGCAAGCGAGCAAGGCUAGUGUGCACGCGGAUACACAGGCGGAGGUAGCGACAGAGCGACCCAUCGGCAAUCGGUAUCGCAGCAAUCGCAGCGUCGCGCAGUUGUUGCAUCGACGUCUGGCAGGGAUGAACCCGCCAAGAGCGCGUUCUCCACUUGAAUGUGUGCGCGCGUGCGUUUUCUAGUGUGUGUGAGAGUAUCUGCCUGCUUUUUCUUGUCGCAAGCGGUGUGUGUCCUCCUUCGCAAGGAGUAAUCCGCGCUCUUUCACCUUGGCGCACAUUCGGUACCAAAUGUUACCAGUCGCCUUCGCAUCGAACACGCCUUAAAACACAGAAGGCCGCUGGAAAGUCAUCGAAUUGUUUCGGUAUCCUACGUGCGCGUUUGAACCGGGCUUCGUGGUGCAGUGUAAAGACCUAAAAAUAAUUCUAUGCGAGUGCGAUGAGUCAAUUCGGUGUCGAAUAAACGCAAAUAACGAUAACAAACAGUUUACACUAUGCCGCAAUGUGCGGUGGCGAGUUGCAACAAUACGCACCGGAAAACGAAAGGCGGGUCCGUGAAAUAUCAUCGCUUCCCAGGCGAUGAGAAGACCCGCCGGCAAUGGCUGAACGCUUGCGGACGUCACGUGCCCAAUACCUCUACGGCGCGCAUUUGUUCGCUGCAUUUCUCGCCGGAUUGCUAUGAGAAGGAUAUGCAGCACGAGCUGCUUGGGUUACCGACCAGGUGCCGGUUGAAGAAAGGCGCCAUGCCUGAUCGACAUCUGCCGAACGAUGACAAUUGCUACAUUACGUACGACGCCUUUCCGUCUCCGUCUUCGUCCAUAUCGAGUGCGAAUCAUCCGCCAUCGCCAUCGACCGACAGCGCGAUUGCGGUCCUAUUGGCUGUCGGCCUGGUGCCGGCUGCCGAACGACGCGCCAACGGAGGGUUACCACAAGACUUAAACAAGAUGCAUAUGGAAGAUGUUCGGGAGGGAUGCGACACCGCUCAGCCCUCGUCGCCCGGCCACGCUGAGCUGCGCUCGGAGCUGACACGCGAUACGGAAUCCGUUUGCGAUGAUGGCCAACAUCAGAUGCAGGAGUCCUUUUCGGCAGCGAAUUCUAUUAAAAUUGAAGGAGACUCCGACGAUGAAAAAUGCACAAAGCGCAAGAAUCAGGAUGAUGACGAUGACGUCGACGAGCCAACAAAGAAGCUUAAAAAAGAGAUCCAACAAGAGACCUAUUUGCGCAACAAAAUUCUCAUGGAAUACACAGAAGGCUUAGAUAUGUCCAACCUCGAACAGAUUCAAAACGAGGAGGAUAAGCUUAUAAUGGAAAUUCAAAAUCUCGAUGAGAUCGCUAAGGAACGCGAGCGCCAAUGGAACAACAUCAUACACGUGAAAAAAAUGAAAGAAGAGCUGUUGCUGCGUAUUCAGCGUCAAAAGCAGGUCUGCAUGAUGACCAAUGGGCUGGAAAUUUCUGAUGGCGAGUCAUCGAAUCAUCAGGAUGCCACAAUGAAUGGCCAGCGCUCUUCACUAAUGCCGAACAAACAUAGCAAGCAGGAUGCCCAGAAUCUGGCGAGGGCGCUGCAGCACAAUUUAGACAUGAACGGGCACGAUCCAAACAAGGGCCGUACCAAGGGUGCCGUACGCAACGUGCAAUCAAUCAUUGCUGAUUAUCGUCAACGCCAUCCGGAAAUCGUGCCAAGGCGCGGCCGGCGGAUACGCAACGUCAAUGGUAACUCCAGUGACUCGAGCAGCGCCAGCCGGGCAGCGUUCACGUCCAGCGGUGGCUCUUUCACGCUGGCGAAUGUUGCAUUAGGAAGCGGAGCACAAGUGCGACCCGUUGAUACCAACAGCGAGAUUGCGCUCUUGCUUAGCUCCAUGGAGAAUGGAAAUCCUGAUGUCGCUCAAGUCGAAUGUCACGAAUCCAGUACGUACAAGGAAUUUCUCGAUCAAAUUGCGCAUAGCGAUCGUAAGAAAGCAUCGCUUAUGAAACAGCCAGUGCCACCGUUGACAUCACAAUAUCCGGAAGUUACUGUCCACGCUGUGACAUCGUCGUCUACUUCGAACGCACCGACGAAUUCGUUGCUGCACGGAAUAUUGACCAAAGCGCAAGUGAAAACGGAUAGCCGCACGACGUUCAGUCCGACACUAGCCCGUUUACUAACAGCACCCGACAAGACCCAAGGCGCGCAUCCAAACAAAUCAUCUAAUGUUUCAAUUUCUGACAUCCUCAGCACUAACAAGGCUCGCAGCGAGAUUACCAUUACUCCAGUCACCGGCGAUUAUGAAGAAGGACGAGGCAAGCGAAAACAUAAUGUGGAAGAUGAAACUGAAGAUAGCGUAGAUCGUCUAGUCAUUGAUGAGAGCAACGAUCUCAGCGAGUCGAGAACGGACAACAAUUCUGAAGCAGGUGACGAUGUGCCACAGUGCCAAGGAUGCAAUCAAAAAGCGGCACAGUUUGUCUGCGCCGGGUGUGGCAAUCAGUGGUAUUGCAGUCGGGAAUGCCAGGUGACUGCCUGGGACGAGCAUUCGGACGUAUGUUCGGGUUAGAGACGCUUCGGAGUUGGAAGCAUGUGCAUGUGCACGAACAUCGAAUAGAAAAGCCAACCAAAGCAACUAAACCAAGGCCGCCGCGCGGGGAGUUACAGUUACAGCCAGGAGAAGGCUUGGCGAUCCGACUGACUUCAUCUUUAUCAAGUCUAAUUACUUUACGUUUACGAAUCUUCAGCGCGAGCCGCGGAUAUAACCAAAGACUAUUUAAAACCUGGAUGAUUUUGUUUACCAUGCUAUUUGCAAUCGAAUCACAGACACAAGAAACUGUUGUUAAUCCUACCACAAAAUAACAACAGUACUUAGGUUAAGAUAUUAAUUUAAUUGCAUUCGAAAUGAUCGUUUAUGAUAAAAACAAAUCUAAAUUAUUUUAUACUAUUUGUAAGUAUAUUCGCCAGUUUCAGCAGUAUAUCGUACAGUUACGAUGUGUUUGCUAAUAGUUUUAUGUUUUCUCUUCAUUUCUUUCACUUCGUGAUGCCUAUAACGUAAACAUUAAAUAAUCUUGGCCAUUACAAUAUCAUUUUAAAUUGCCAAAUUGGUAUAAACUAAAUUUAAAUGCGAGCGACUUGCUAGUCACUAAACUAAAAGUAAUAGGGAUCGAAAUCUAGGUUUCGUUCAUGGAUUGGAAAACGUUUUGUUUUAGUUACCGUUAUGUAUGGAUGUGUUUUUAUCUCCUAGGGAAAUUUUGUUUCAAGAACAAUUUAAUGCCGAUAAAUUUUUUAAAAGUUUUUCAUUACUUGUAAGUUAGUUAAUCGGUGUAUUCCAAGCAAAACCUGUUUGUUUUUAUCAUGCAACAAAUAUUUUCUGUAAGUAGUAUAAUUUUAUUUUACGUGUAUUACUUUGUGUAGUGCCAUUACGAAAAAGCAAAACCCCAAAACUCUUAAUGAAUGACUUAAGUACUUGGUUUGUCAACAAUAUCUUUAUUUUACUGUAUAAGUAAGAUAUUAUUCUGUGAUAUCAGUAAAUUUACCAUAAGAAAAGAAAAUACAAUUAAAUAAAAUUGAACUGCUGUCAGGGUGACACCUUUCCAUUCGCAAGAAUAAAAAAACGCCACCGAUAAUAAAGUAGUUAUUUUGUACAGGCAGAGCAGAUGGUAUUUUUAUAGAAGGGAGAACUAAAAUAACAACUACCCGUGAAGGCUAGUUUUAUCAACAGAUAUUCUUCUAAAAGAGUUAUUUUCAAAAAAUAUAAUUUCUAUUGGCAUUACAAUCACCCUGACAACUAGCAAAAAUAAAGAGAAAGUUACUUAAGGUGUUUAAUGAAAUUUAACAGAGCCAGUAUCUUUUUAACUUGGAAUAUUAUAUUACACUUUGAUGAUAAUAGAGAUUUCAAAGAA